UCUUCCCUCAGCCCAGGUAUUUCCUCUCUGUUUUCAGACCAUGGGGAGGGGUCCCAACGAAAAUUUCUUGCUUGCUCUGUCCUCCUCAUGCCCCCUCAUAAAUUUUCUUCUCGGAUGGGACACCCAGAUUGCUCCUCAAUCAUUGGCAGCCAUUCAGCCGGGAAGGGGCAACUAAAACAUCCCUUCGCAGGAGGUGAACACCAUUCCGCAGAGCCCAAGGGAAUCGCACAACACUCGACUCGACACCACCACCAAAUCGAGACACCAUGAAGACCAUCCAGGCGGUCCAGGGCUUGUGUCUGUUGGCCAUCCUCAUGGAACCUUUGCAGGUCUUGUGUCUCCAAAAGAUUCCCCUCGACAUGGCCAACAAUUCUGUGGAUGACCAGUACAUUGAUUGCAACCCCAUGAGAGAGCUCAAGCUGCAGGAGCCAGGGUAUCUUCCCAUACCCCCAAAAUAUAAGACAACCUGGAAAAGGGCCACAGAGCACUGGGAUAAACUUGGCCAAUCUGUCGGCAACUUCAAUAAAAUCUAUGGCACUGCAAUUGUGGCUUACACAGCCGAUGGUGACUUCUGUGAAGAUUUCAAUAAGGCUACAAGAACAGCCAGGAAAUCCCGAAGCUCAUACAACCGAUAUGCCUUCAAGGACUUCCACCUCCUCCUAACCAAAGCUCUUCAGGCCAAGAAUAACAAAGGCAAAUGCUAUGAAGUCUUCCGCGGGGUAGAAAACAUCCAAUUCACAGUCCGCAUCAAACAGCUUGUCCGCUUCGGACAGUUUGCAUCCUCAUCCUUGGUCAAAAAGGAAGCUGAAAAUUUUGGCACGGGCACCUUCUUUUCUAUCAGGACCUGUUAUGGAGUUCCGAUUGACGACUUCUCAUACUUCCCAGAAGAAAUGGAAAUUCUCAUCCCACCUUAUGAGAAGUUCAUCGUGAAGAGCCAGAAGGGACGCACCAUCAGACUGGAGUCCCAAGGGGUUUCCAGCUGGUUCAACUGUGAAGUCCUGAAAGGUGCAGAUUGCUAAACUCCUAUGGGGAGGCCGUUCCUUCUGUGGGGUCUCCUUCUGACCUGAACCAUCCUUGAGUCUCUGGGAAGCCUUGAACAACUUGGCUCUCUUGGAAGAGAGCUUCCCUAGGAAGGAGACCACGUGUGAUGUGCAAAAUACCUUUGAAAAGUGCCUUUUUUGCCCUCCUGACAAGAUUUCAGGCAGCUCAACAAAGGCAAUGACAGCUAGUCUUCGAUUUACAACUGUUCAUUUAGUGACCAUUCAAAGUUACAACGCCAUUGAAAUCUGCGACUUAUGACCGUUUUUCACACUUACAAUCUUUGCAGCAUGCUCGGAGUCAUGUGAUCAAAAUUCGGACGCUGGGCCACGGACUCAUAUUUAUCACAGUCAUAGUGUCCCAUUUUGGGACCUUCUGACAGGCAAAGUCAAGGAGGAAGUCGGAUUCACUUACCAACCACAUUACUCAUUUAAGAACCGCCAGAAUUCAUUUAACAAAUAUGGCGAGAAAGGUCAUAAAAUGGGGAAAACUCACUCCAUGCAUGUCUCACUUAACAAAAGAAAUUUUGGGCUCCAUGGAGAUUGUAAAUUGAGGACUACCUGUAUUUGGGGAGGGUGAAGUCUUUCUGUAGGGUGUAGAAAUCAAGGAUUAGGUAAAUGUGAUAUGGGAUGAUUGUAUCAGAAAUCAAGAAAUCAAGCAAUAAAAGUCUUCAAU
Messenger RNA from Pantherophis guttatus, 1713 nucleotides. Its product is annotated as erythroblast NAD(P)(+)--arginine ADP-ribosyltransferase-like. Gene Ontology annotation, molecular function: NAD+ poly-ADP-ribosyltransferase activity; NAD+-protein-arginine ADP-ribosyltransferase activity. NCBI's taxonomy places the organism in Eukaryota, Metazoa, Chordata, Lepidosauria, Squamata, Colubridae. The record is from RefSeq and is a predicted model, not a curated record.